AUGAACGUCAGUCUGAUCAAUGCUUAUUUUGAAGCCACUGAGGGUGAAACAAAAACAAAAAAGUACGCCGAAAAACUGGCAGGAAUUUGGGCGGAGUCACACCCAGGAAAACCAUUCACGGGAAAACACCUCAUAGCCCAGGUGAAAAAUAUAAAGACCAGAAAACUUCUAGCGCUGGACGAGAUCGAAGCAAUUAAGGCAAACAUAGCGAGAAAUUCAAUGGGCGGAACGGUCGAGAACAUAAGAAGGAGCAUACAACGGAGAAGCACAACAGCACAACCACCGACCGAAGAAGAUGAGAGGGAACACCAACUAAUAGAACCUGAAUUCGAUGAGGUCGCAAGAGGAAUGAGGACGCUCUACCAGCAAGUCACCAUGAAAUGGGAAGGAAUAGAAAUAGAUAGAAGACCCAAAAUCCCAAGAAUUGACCAAAACCAGAAUACCCGAGAAACUGUUCAAGCCGUUAACAACGCCUUAGGGCCAGAAUUCAAAAACGCGAGGAACCUCGAAGAGCUCUGCCACACAGUCUACUGCGCUGCGACAGUAACCAGCAUCAUCCUAAAAAUCGAAGACAAAAAGACAACACAAGUUAAACGUCACCAACAAAGACCACCAUGGGAAGAAAGAAUACAGAAGAAGAUAAUCAAUCUUAGGAAGGAAAUAGGAGUAUUACAUGCAUACCUAAACAACACAAGCCCUAGCACGAGAGUCGAAAAUAAGAUAAAAGAAUAUACUCGGAAACUCAAACUCAAAAAGAAAGAACCACAAUACAAGGAGAGAAUAAAGACGUACACAGAAGGCCUUAAACAAAGGAUCGCAGCAUUAGGAAACAGAUUGAGGAGAUACAAUAAGAGGACUCAAAGAUACCGAGACAACAACCUGUUCGCAAACAAUCAGAGGCAGUUCUUCAGGAAACUGGACGAAGACAAGAACGUACAAACAACGAAAACCCCGUCCCCAACCGACAUGCACAAGUACUGGUCGAAGAUUUGGUCAAAUAAAGGAACACAUAACACAGAGGCAACAUGGAUUGAGCAAGAAAAAAAGAAACACGCCAAUCUUCAAGAAAUGUCCACGAUGAACAUAGAAGAGGAAGACGUCAAGAACACAAUUAAGAGAAUGAAAAACUGGACUACUCCCGGCAUAGACGGCAUACAUAACUUUUGGUGGAAAUCGUUCUCACACACGCAUCAAACACUAGCACGACUGAUACAAGAGGCCAUAGAAAAUCCCAACAAGAUACCGAAGUACUUUACACACGGCACGACUCUCAUGCUCCCAAAAAAAGGUGACCUGACACAGCCUGAAAAUUACAGACCCAUAACAUGUUUACCGUCAGCGUACAAAAUAAUAACCUCUACCAUAGGACACAAGAUUCGAACCCACCUAAAAACAAACAACAUUAUGGCAUGGGAACAGGCAGGAUGCAGAGAGAACGGGCGAGGAAGUAAGGAACUUCUGAUGAUUGACAGCAUCUUAACGAGACAGGCAAAGAGGAAACUGAAGAACUUAUCAAUGGCCUGGAUCGACUAUCGGAAGGCAUACGACUCGGUGCCCCACUCGUGGCUAUUGGAAGUCCUGGAAAUAUACAAGGUGGACAAGAAAAUAAUCAAUUUAAUAGAAAGCCUACGGUCAAUGUGGCGCACAACACUUACAGUCAACACCGAGAGGACCAAAUACAACACGGAGGAAAUAAAGAUCGAAAAGGGCAUAUUUCAGGGAGAUGGACUAAGCCCGCUGCUAUUUUGCCUCGCUCUGAAUCCUCUAAGCAACAUGCUGAACAGAUCUGAAUACGGCUACAAAAUAGAAGAACAGAAGAAAAUAACACACUUAUUUUAUAUGGACGACCUCAAACUGUACGCUAGAGGAAAAAAACAACUAGAAGGAGAGCUUGAACUCGUACGGAGGUUCAGCACAGACAUAGGGAUGAGAUUCAGUCUGGAGAAGUGUGCAACGGUGGAGGUAAAAAGGGGAAAAUUGGUGGAAGGCGAGAACAUCAGACUGGCAGAUGGACGAGAGAUGGCGAACAUGAAGGCGGAGGAUAGGUACAAAUAUCUUGGCAUACAGCAAACGUACGAAAUUAAACAACAAGAAAAUAAGAAAGCGGCAGAAACAGAACUCAUAAGAAGAACAAGAAAGAUAGUCAACUCACAAUUGUCCGCCAAAAACAAAAUAAACGCCAUCAACAUCUGGGCUAUACCCACAUUUACGUACACGGCUGGAAUACUAAAUUGGUCGAAAACAGAUUUGGAGAACUUGGACAGACGAAUAAGAACAACACUCACACAACAAGGCAUGCUACACCCAAACUCUGCGAUAGAGCGGCUCUACUUACCUCGAAAAGAAGGAGGACGCGGACUCAGCAGCCUGGAACAUACCUGCCUGAAAGAGGAAAAAAAAAUUAACACAAUACUUCGAAAAAAACAACUUACCUCUCCAUCAAUGGAUAGCAGCACAGCGCCGAAUUGCCUCAACAUCCAGAAAUAUACAAGAAGAAGACCCUGCGGAAAAAUUAAGGAACAAAUGGAAAUCCAAAGCGCUGCAUGGCAGAUUUUUCAAUAG
Molecule: messenger RNA, 2562 nt
Organism: Coccinella septempunctata (seven-spotted ladybird)
Lineage: Eukaryota; Metazoa; Arthropoda; Insecta; Coleoptera; Coccinellidae
Exons: 1
Coding region: 1-2562 (853 amino acids)
Source: RefSeq, a predicted model, not a curated record